Messenger RNA from Lodderomyces elongisporus, 777 nucleotides. RefSeq names its product mitochondrial 37S ribosomal protein YmS18. Bases 1 to 777 code for a protein of 258 amino acids. Gene Ontology annotation, molecular function: structural constituent of ribosome. The record is from RefSeq and is a predicted model, not a curated record. Gene Ontology annotation, biological process: translation. Gene Ontology annotation, cellular component: ribosome. Lineage: Eukaryota; Fungi; Ascomycota; Pichiomycetes; Serinales; Debaryomycetaceae. The transcript has a single exon.
AUGUCCCUUUUAAAAAGAAGUCUUAACUUACUAAGUAAGAGCACCAGCUCUUUACUGUCGGUGCCUAGUAUUUCAAAAACAAUCAUCAAUCCAAUUGCAUUCAAACAUUUUUCAACAUCAACACCAUUUUUCAGCCAACAAAUCAAUAUUAAUAACCAACAAUCGACUGAAGAAAGCAGUCCAUUUGCACACAAGCAAAACCAACAACAGCCUGUCGAUGAUGCUAAAACCGCAGAAGCAGCUCAAGCAGCUCUCGAUGAUGCCUUGCUAGAUAAAAUAGAUCAACAAAAGCAACAAAAAAUUAAAAAGGAAAUCGUGGUGGACGAAAAAGUCGUUUCAUGGAAACUAUACGGCCGUUUCAAUAGACACAACACUAGAUGCACUUUGGUUGCCGUUGUCGAAGACCUCAAUUUCAUGAAAAACAAUGAACAUUUGUCUUAUAACGAUAAAGUCAUCUACUAUAUGCAAUUACCUCACAAGGUGAAAUACGAUGUCACAGCAGGUAUGUUGGGUUUCAGAAAGACACAGAGACAAGAGUACGAGGCUGGUUUCCAAGUUGCGGCAAAGAUGUUCAAAACAAUCCAAGAAAGAAACUAUAUUGGCCCCAACGAUAAAGUCGAAUUGGUAUUUACAAAUUUCGGAAAGGGAAGACAAGCAUUUGAAGCAGCAUUAUUGGGUAAAGAAGGUUCAUUUUUAAGAAACAAUAUCGUGAGAAUAGUGGAAAACACAACUCUCAAGUUUGGUGGUCACAGAUCAAAGAAGGUACGUCGUUUGUAA